GAGUUUCAGAGCAUCAAGAGGAAUCUGAAGGAAUGAGCAGACAGACACUAGGCGGCGCUAGAGGACCUGCCCUCUGCUAUUGUUUCAUGUUUGUAAUAAAUCUGAGUCCUGAUGCGUCCGGCGGCUCCAUGGCAGCUCAGAGUCCUGAUCUGAUUCAGGUCUGAUGAAUCAGAUCUCAGCUCCAGACCUUUAAGCUUUACACCAGUUAUUUAUUUUACUUUUAGCUUUUAUUUAUUCUGGGUUUACCGAAGUGAAGCACCAAUCAGCCGUCUGAUAUCUGAGUAUCGGCUGAUACUGCUGCAGAAAAACAGCUGAAUUUAUUUAAACACAGACAUAAAUUAUUUUUAUAACUCUGCAUCAGUGCAGAGAAAUUCAGCAGCAGCUUCAGAACCAUCAGUUCAGCAGCUACCUGAAAUAAACAUUCAGUGGUUCAGAAAGUUUCAUUAGGAAUUUUAAAUAUGAUGUAAAAUAAUCUGAUUUCUUUGUUUUAUCAGCAGUGAUACAGACGCCAACAUCAGAACCUGAGAGUCUGAAAACCUUCCAGGUCGGAACCACAGAGACCAGCAGCGGCUCUGAGCGGAGAGCUGUUCCUUUAAGAGCCGAGGAGAACCGGACCGGGUCGGUACCGGACUGGGUCGGUACCAGGCGGCUGCAGAGAGCCGGUGCAGCUGGUCCCGGGUCGUCUCGCCUCCAGGAUGUCUGCGGGAAGCGGUCUGCAGUCGGUGGACUUUGAGAUCUUCGGCCAUGUUCAGGGUGUCUGCUUCAGAAUGUACACAGAGAAGGAGGGUCUGCGUCUGGGCCUGGUGGGCUGGGUGAAGAACACCGCCUCCGGGACGGUGGUGGGACAGGUGCAGGGACCGGCCGCCAUGGUGGAGGAGAUGUCCCGCUGCGGCCGCCAUCUUGGCUCCAGCUCAACAGCGGAGACGCUGUUGCGUCACAGCAGAUCACCUGAUCGAGGAUCUGCCAUGUGAUCCGGUUCCAUCCCGGCUGGAGGAUCCAGUCGGGUCGGAGCUGAAACCAGGAAUUAUUAACUGAUUUAAUCUGAGCGGGACUCGGAUUACAGAGGAGCGGCUGGAGGCGGCAGCGUGGUCGCCAUGGCAACCAGCAUGCAGCCAUUGCUCAAUGAGGAGCAGAGAGUGGGAGGUGAUGGAGCCCGGUUCUGGUUCUGGUUCUGCUGCCUGCUUCCAGUUCGGUUUGAAUAAACCCAGUUCAGCCAAUAAGCUUCGUGUUUAUAAGUUUUAUUAUUGUUUUAUUGAGUCAUAAGCUUCGUGUUUUUAUUGCUGCUGUUUCAUUUUAACCUGAAACUUUGGACUCAAAACAUUUAACUUUGUUUCCAUGAAUGUUCGCUAUAAUUUUACUGAUAAUUUGAGCCUAAAACUGUUUUUAUUAGAUUAGUUUAUUAAGUUUCUGCAGCUGAAACUGAGUCUAAUCAAAUAUUUUCACAUAAAAAAUAAAAACAAAUCAAGUUUUGAUCCCAUUUCCUGUCCAGAUGAGAACGUUCUGCAGGGCCGUUUGCACCAGGAUCUGGGCCCCGGGCUGCAGCCAGUUUGGUGCCCUGACCCAGACAGAAACAUUCAUUUACUCAUUUAAAUCGCAGGCAGUCCUGAUGCAUGAUGGGUAGCAAAGAACUCCAUGUUGUUCCAAAGAAAUCAACUGUAACUGUAUCUAUACUUUAAAUUUGUUGUAAAAUUUGUUUAUAUCCAUAAAAUUCAGUAUAUGAGUUUUAAAU
Molecule: messenger RNA, 1729 nt
Organism: Xiphophorus maculatus (southern platyfish)
Lineage: Eukaryota; Metazoa; Chordata; Actinopteri; Cyprinodontiformes; Poeciliidae
Product: acylphosphatase-2-like
Exons: 4
Coding region: 696-971 (91 amino acids)
Molecular function (GO): acylphosphatase activity
Source: RefSeq, a predicted model, not a curated record